Molecule: messenger RNA, 559 nt
Organism: Hyalella azteca
Lineage: Eukaryota; Metazoa; Arthropoda; Malacostraca; Amphipoda; Hyalellidae
Product: sodium/calcium exchanger regulatory protein 1
Exons: 4
Coding region: 82-483 (133 amino acids)
Biological process (GO): fatty acid transport
Cellular component (GO): nucleus; cytosol
Molecular function (GO): fatty acid binding
Source: RefSeq, a predicted model, not a curated record
CGCUGCUCACUUUACCAGUGGCCGUGCUAGUGAGAGUAAGGUAGCUUUUCUUUCUUCUUGUGUCACCAAGUUUCUGCAAAAAUGGCUUCGCUUAUUAUUGGAAGCUUUACUCUUGUGAAAUCCGAAAAUUUCGACGAGUUCAUGAAGGCACUGGGCGUUGGUAUGGUGAUGAGAAAGAUGGGGAACUCGGCGACUCCAACCGUCACCUUCACUGAAGCAGCGGGCGAGUACACCAUGAAGACGGUCACUACUUUCAAAACAAGCGAGGUCAAGUUUAAGCUCAACACCCCCUUCAAGGAGACCACCAUGGACGGCCGUGAAGCUGAAUCCACCUUCACUCUGGACGGGUCCAUCCUUACCCAAAUCCAGAAGGCGAGCAAGGGCCCCGAUGUGAAAUACAUCCGCGAAUUUACAGCAAACGAACUGAUCACAACGUGUGAAGUGGGUGAAGUCAAGUCGAUCCGAACCUACAAGAGAAACUGAGCCCCCUUCCCUACUCCCCACGUAUUUUCAGCCGAUCCGCUGAUGAAUUUUUUUGUGAGAAAUCAUCGAUGUAAUA